Mesocestoides corti is the source of this 694-nucleotide messenger RNA. The record is from the annotation of a GenBank genome assembly. Lineage: Eukaryota; Metazoa; Platyhelminthes; Cestoda; Cyclophyllidea; Mesocestoididae.
UCUUGGCCUUGUGGCAUUCAUCUGGGGAAUUGUGGCUAGAACAACAGGACACUUUGGACCCCUUGAAGCCCACAUGCCCACCGUGACUUCCGGCGCAAAUUUACUAAUUGCUGUCGGAUUUAUUAUAAUGUUUGUCGGAUUUCUUGGAUGCUGCGGGGCUAUACGAGAAAGUCAGUUCCUCCUUAUGGCUUUCUACUUCUCCGUAUUCAUGUGCUUUAGCCUACUUAUGGCCGCUGGUCUCUGGGCUGUCGCUUGGCAACCAAGGUUGCCUAUCUACCUUCACAACUCACUUGAAAAGCUGGUGAAGAGCUACAAGACCGAUGGCGACCCCGAGGAUGUCAAUAUUCUGAACUUCAUUCAAAACAAGUUUGUCUGCUGUGGUGCUGUAGGCGUAGUCGACUAUUCGAAUUCUCCAGUGCCCACCAGUUGUGGCUCCAGCCACCAGGAACAGACUCAGCGACCAGGGUGCCAAUACAAAAUCCUGCAGUCUGGACAGGAAAACCUUUCAACUAUGACGGGAAUCGGCAUUGGAUUCGCAGCGAUCAUGGUAAGGCCCUCAAAUCGCCGUCUGCUUGCCCUCCGAAACCCUAAGAUAAAUGGCAUUUGGUCAAAUGCAAGCAUGGCUGUGGCAAUUUACCAUUCCGAAACGAAAUACAGGCUGUUGUACCAGAAAAACAAACACUAUUUCCAUUGA